Molecule: messenger RNA, 2172 nt
Organism: Pocillopora verrucosa
Lineage: Eukaryota; Metazoa; Cnidaria; Anthozoa; Scleractinia; Pocilloporidae
Source: RefSeq, a predicted model, not a curated record
UUUUGCCAGUCGCCCUCACCGGGACAGGGGCAAAAAAUUUCGUUUUGCUGAUCCCAAAAACGAAAACUUCGUGGAAAUUUCAUAUCGAAACACCGACGAGAAUGGCUCAAUGGUUGUAGGAGUAAUGUACAAAAAUCUUACCGAGUUGUUUACAUCAGACAAGAACACCAGAGGAACCAACAAAACAAGGGUGCUGAACUCCAUAAUCAUGUCCGUUGAAAUGUACCCCGAGCCUGCAGAUGUACUGCUGGAGAACAUCACCUUGGUUUUUAAACACAUAAAGGCCGGUGGAAAAAGCAGAGAGUGUGUAUUCUGGGACAUGUUUGGAGAUGGUCCCGUGGAUUGGUCAGCGCAAGGAUGUUUCACCAGAAUUAUGAGCGAAUCCCAAACGGAAUGCAAGUGCAAUCAUUUAACUCACUUUGCUGUUCUAAUGGAUAUCACCGAAAGUAAAGAUGAAAAUGACAGGAUAUUAACAGUUCUUACACGUGUUGGGAUGGCUCUAUCGCUGGCUGGAGUUUCUGUAACAAUCAUCAGCUAUAUACGGCUAACAGACAGGCAAGCACCCCUGUUCCAUAGUCGGGUGGGACUAACAUCUUGCAUUGGAGCUGGACACAUUGUCUUUUUUGCUGGGAUUGUUGCCACAGAAAACAAGGCUGCCUGUGUUACAAUUGCUGCUCUCAUGCAGUACUUCCUGAUGGCAGCUUUCUGCUGGAUGCUUGUUGAAGGAGCUUACAUUUACUUAUUUGUGGUAAAGGUGUACAACGUCAACGAUAAAAUCUGCCGCUUUCAUGGUCUUUGUUGGGGACUUCCUGCGGUCAUGGUUACUGCAUCUCUGGGUAUUGUUGCAGGAAAAGAUGGAAUCGAAAAUUAUGUCAGUGAUCAGUACUGCUGGAUAUCUUCAAGAAACAAAAUCAUCUGGAUAUUUGUUUCCUUUGUUGGACUAAUUGAAUUUAUUAAUAUAGCGAUCCUCGUGCGAGUUAUCAAGGAAAUUACUACAAUCCAACAUGUGAAAGACAACCAGAGUGAGCAGAUCAGGGUUGGUGUUCGAGCAUGCGUGGUGUUGACUCCGUUGCUUGGAGUUACGUGGCUGAUUGGUUUCUUGUCGCCGUUGCACAUUGCGUUUUCUUACAUGUUUGUCAUGCUAAACUCUACACAGGGCUUCUCGAUUUUCUUCUUUCACUGCUUGAGAAAUAGUGAGAUAAGAGAACGUUUCAAAAGAAGACUUCGACAAGCACGGCCCUCUCGGCUACACAAAAUUAAACCCCAAAUGGGAGAGGCAAAGUCUGUGAAGCCAGUCGGAGUCGAGAUAGAUGCUCAAACUUCAGAGUUACAAUGAACCAUGAUAUAUGCACUUGGAGAUUUCUAAGUAGAUACUGAACUUACGUUUACCUUUGACCAAAACCAUGGAGAAAUUCACCAUCCCCACAGAUUGUCAGCGGCUCAAUUUAGUUAUCGUCUUCCAGAGGAUCCCACAGUUUUAAGAGGGUAUUAGUCGUCGCCAUAAAAAAAAAAAAAAAAUUGAUUGACAUCGAGGGAGGGUAAUUUCACAGAGUCUUAUGGAGGGGUGUGGCAACCAAAAUCGUUCCAACCCCCCUCAACACGGCGCAGUAUCAUGCUCAAAAUCGGACAGUGGUAUAGGAGAGAUUACGAGUCAUGUCUGUAAAACUGGACAAUGCACAUCAGCUGAAAUUAUAGCAUUAUAAGUUCUUUUUGCUGAAGUGUAUUUUUUCGCAAGUUUAGUCAUAGUUGUGAUAAAUUGGUUCCAUUACUUUCGGUUGUCCAAUGUUCAGCAAUCGUUUAAGCUGUUUACUAAUUAAAUGCACCCCUGCUUCGCAAUUAUUCGAUUUUGUUUAUAACUCGUGUGAUUAUAACCCAGACGGGAUUACAAUCAUCCUCGUUAUCAUUAGAAAUUUCGCAAGUGCUUAGGAGUCCAGUUCUACUCUCGAACGGAGACAUACAAAAGUUUAGUCUUAGUGCGGUAAAUCGUCAAAUCGUCCUAAACAAGAAUGCCGACUUAUCUCAUAAAUCUCAUUCGCAAUUUCUCUCUACCGUCUGCUAUACAACUCUCAAGUCGUUAGUUUGGAGACUUAGGUAUUGAAUCAACUAAUUAUCCUUUCAUUGAAAUUUUCUUCAUUUUCCUUUCUUAAUUUAUCUAAAUACUGUAUUGGUAUU